Molecule: messenger RNA, 889 nt
Organism: Acyrthosiphon pisum (pea aphid)
Lineage: Eukaryota; Metazoa; Arthropoda; Insecta; Hemiptera; Aphididae
Gene: Bet1
Product: blocked early in transport 1
Source: RefSeq, marked provisional
UAAAAUAAUAAAAAAUCUUCACAAAAUUAUAAUUAUUAAAAUAUCUAAAUAUUGAAAUGUAUAUAUUAUGAUAAUGAAUGCUAUUUCAAAACAAAAAGAUAAAAUAUAAAUAUUUUUACAGUUGAUGGAUUAUAAAGAUAAAAUAAUGCGUAGAUCUCACGGAGGAAAUUAUUAUGAUCCGCUGCCUUCAAACAGUUCAUAUGGUGGCGAGUUUAUUGAAACAGAAAAUGAUGAUUUAACAGAACAGCUAAAAGAUAAGGUGAAUACUUUGAAGUCUCUCUCGAUUGAUAUUGGUGCAGAAGUAAAAUAUCAGGACCGCUUACUAAGAGAUAUGGAUCAUGAUUUUGAAACCACUGGAGGAUUUUUGAGUAACACACUUGGUCGAGUUACGAGGCUUAGUAGAAAUAGUGGUGGCUACAAUAUGUUAUAUCUAAUUUUAUUUAGUUUCGCAGUUUUUUUUGUACUGUAUAUAUUUUUAAAACUGAAAUAGAAAUCUGUAAUGUAUAAUAUAUUUAUUAUUACUAAUUAAUGGGAUCAGUAAUCAAAAUUCCAUGUUAUUGAAGUAUCUAAUGAUAAAAAUAUUUAAAUUGUAUGUAUAUUUUAUUAAAUAAACAUCAGAUAUUACUUUUUUAUAUUUUUGUUAUGGGUGUUUAAAGAUUUUAUUUACAAAUAAAACUGAUUAAUGUACUGUUAUAAAUUGUUUAAUUAUUAGUGAUAGUUAUAAUAAAGGUUCGGAUUUAAAGGCAAUGUAAUCAGUAAAAAAAGCAUUUAAAAUGUCAAAAAAUGCACAGUUUUCAGAAAAUCUCAUCGAUUUGUACCAUUUAUACGUAUGUCGUGUAUAAAACUAUUAAAUCAAUUGAAAAUUAAAUACAAUAAAGGCAUUUUUAAG